Molecule: messenger RNA, 8671 nt
Organism: Bactrocera dorsalis (oriental fruit fly)
Lineage: Eukaryota; Metazoa; Arthropoda; Insecta; Diptera; Tephritidae
Exons: 2
Coding region: 514-1794 (426 amino acids)
Source: RefSeq, a predicted model, not a curated record
UUACUUUUUAGUUUGAUAUGCUUUAAAAGCGUGUUUUUUAGUUUUUAUAAAAUAUAUUUAUUUUUAAUUUUUUAGUUUGAUGUGAGAAACCCCAAAUUUGUUAAAAUAUGAACUAUGACAUGUAGUAUUGGUUAAGUAAAUCGAUAAUUAGACAGCAGUUAAUAUCUACUCGUAACCUUUCAUUGACUAAUUGUUAUAUUACAUAUAUUAUUUGCAACCAAGUUCUAUUGACGACUUUACGAAUUAUUAUUUCUUAAUCGAAUCAUCUCUUCUAAAGCCCGGGUCCCAUUGUCGGCGCAAGUAGCACAAUUUGUACCGAUUUUUAUUGGUCUACAUCGGCGCAAAGUGCCAAAACAAAAUUGAGUCAAUUUUUAGCAGUCACAUUAUCGGCGCAUAUUGUGUCAUUUUUUAUCGGCGCAUGUUAAAUAUUCUGUUACGAUAAUCGGCGCAACGCGGUCACACUGUUGUGCUCAAUCAGCUGUUUGCAGUAAAAGUUUUUAUUUAUUUUAAAACAUGGAUUAUUUGAAGAAGAAAAAAGUUGCAAUUGCUCUGCUUACCAUUGCAACAUUAAAGCUGAAAAAGAAAAAUCAGAAACGUAAAAUAAAUCCUAAACAACGUAGUAUCUGGGUGAGAAAUUGGCUGGAAAGAAGAAAUACUAAUGGUGCAUAUGAAACGACUUUACGUGAAUUUCGAGAAGUUGAUAAUCAAAAGUUUCUUUUCAAAAAUUACGUGCGAAUGAACGAAAACAAUUUUAAUGAGUUACUGCAGCUAAUUUCCCCACUGAUUAAAAAAAGAGAUACAUGUUUUCGUGAAUCUAUUCCAGCAAGUCAUCGUUUGGCCUGCACUCUCCGCUUUUUGGCCACGGGCGAUAGCUACAAAAGUCUUUCAGCUUUUUUCCGUAUUGCCCCAAACACUAUCUCAAAAUUUGUUCCUGAAGUUUGUGAUGUGAUUUACAGUCAACUUCGAAAUACUUACCUGAAGAUACCUUCAACAAAAGAAGAAUGGGCUGAAGUUGCUUCGAAAUUCGAUUUAUUAUGGAACUUUCCUAACUGCAAAGGAGCAGUUGACGGCAAGCAUGUGGUCAUGAUCGCACCAGCAAAAUCAGGAAGUACGUUUUACAACUACAAAGGAACUCACAGCAUAGUGCUUAUGGCAGUUGUUGAUGCCAGUUAUAAAUAUUUGUAUAUUGACGUCGGCUGCAACGGGCGUAAUUCAGAUGGUGGUGUUUUCAGUAAAUGUUCUCUGCAGUAUGCCCUCGAUACGGAUUCUCUAAAUUUACCACCUCCUCGUCAUUUAUUAGGUCGUGAAAUGAAUGUACCUUUUGUUUUAGUGGCAGACGAUGCAUUUAAAAUGCAAAAUUAUUUGAUGAAGCCGUAUCCUGGUCGCAUUUUAUCUGCUAGCAAACGUAUUUUUAACUAUAGGUUAUCAAGGGCUAGGAGAAUAGUCGAGAACGCAUUUGAAAUCAUGAUGAAGCGCUUCGAAAUCUUUUCACGACCAAUAAAGCUGAAUCCAAAUAAAACAACGAGAGUGACGUUAGCAUGUUGCAUGUUGCUACACAAUUUUUUAAUGACAAAAAAUAUAAGUUAUGCUACUGGAUUGGUAGAUAGCUGCACUGAGGAUGGAAAUAUUAUUGAAGGUGCACGCGUUAAUAUUUCCAUACCUACCUUUGAAAACGCCACAGAGGAUAUAUCAAUUUCCUACAUAAGCAACGAAGCAAAAACUAUCCGUGAAGAAUUUGAAAACUAUUUCAUGUCACCAGACGGCGAAUUGCCAUGGCAGUAUAAAUUUAUAUAACAAAGCAGACACUUAACAGAAUAUAUGCACUUUUCAUAAUCUUUAAAUAAAUUGUAUUUAUUUGUAUUUAUAAAUCAACAUAUUAUGAUAAAUUUUCCUCAUCUUGUUGCAAUACAGCAUUCAUAGCUACUUGAAUUAAUUCCGCGUGAAGUUUAUUUGCUGCUCUUUUAUUUCUUUUUGAUAGUUCACGCAUUUGCAGUGCAAGAUACAUGCCCACUCCAUGCCAGUGGUCUUCUUCUUUAUUUAAAAAUUGUAUUGCGCUCUCCAUUGCAUCUGUUGUCACUGAUUCAUCAGGUGCAGAGGGUUUGGAUUUUCUGUCACUUCGGGCAGCUGUUGGUGGUUGCGUUACAUCUGCAUCCACAUCCAGUGUUGAGACGGACGAACUACUCUUGCAGCGAUCAUGCAAACAGUAGAAUUGCAUAGCUGACCAAAACGGCCAAUGUGGCAAAGCUUUACCGGCCGCUUGGCCUGAUUUAGUUGUCAUUUUUUUUAUUUACAUUUGAAAAUGCCGUUUUUAUAUUCGCCCAUUUUGCUUUGCAUCCGUCAACUUCUUGGGUUGGAAAUUUCUCCGCGAUGUUAUUCCAAGCUUUAUCUCUUUUGGCGCGAUCUUUAUAUUCUGGGCAGGAAUAUUCCCAAAUACAAUUGUGCAUUUCAAUGGCCUGUAUCAAAUUCGUUGUGCUUUCAUUUGUCCAUGAUGACACUAUUUGUGGUUUUUUUCGUCUUUUUGUUUUGCUGGGUGUGGAAGAAAUGGUUUCGUCAAGCACAUUGUCCAUAACACCUUCAAAAACUUCGUCGUCUGAAUUCAUUUCUAAAAAUUAUUAAUUAAUUACUUCAUACAAUAAUACAUUUUAAUUUUUUAUUUACAUAUGUUUGCAACCAGUAGAGAUGUCGAAGAUCGAUUAAUCAAAGACCUUCGACUCGAUCUUUUUGUUUAUUUUGUUUUUUUGGUUGGAAUCGAGAAUCAAUUCAAAAAUCAUGAGAUUAAUGUGGAUUUUUUCAACUUUAAAAUUUAAAAAUUAUUGAUAAAGAUUUUUCAAAUUAAUACUUAAAAAUUUGCUGAAAAAGAGAGAUAUUGGCGGUGAUUGGCGUAUUCGAUCGGUGCUCAAGUGCCCGAUAAAAAUCUGAGCAUUUUUCAAUUUUUAUUGCUCUUUAUCAAACAUUAUAGCGUUCACAUUAUCGGCGCAACUGGGUCGAUUUUGGUUGUGCAUUGUAGGCCAAAUAUCGGCCAUGAUUGUCGCAUUUCAUAAUAAUUAAUGCGGUCACAUUAUCGGUACAUGAAAUACGCCGAAAAUUUGGUACCUUGCGCCGAUAGUGGGACCCGGGCUUAAAGCUUCACUGUUACAUGGGGUUUUACCUGUCAACUUUGAACAGUCUAGUUCUUCAAUUCGAAUUCCGUCCAAAGAUCUACAACGACUAAGUUCUACAUAAGCUUGUCCAGUAGCAAACAGUCGAGAGCCCAGAUAAAUUACUGCAUGAUCUACUGUACAACCUUGGAUCUUAUGAACGGUCGACGCCCAACUAUUAUUAUUAGUAUUAUUGGCAACAUUCGUCUCUCAGCGAUUCCAUAGCUGUAUUUUGCUGGAAAUUGUAUCGAUAUUGGCUUAAUUACGUGUUCACCAUCUGAGCUGCUUAAACUUACUGUCGCCUUCCUACAGUGUUGCUCAAAUAUUCUAUGUUUCAGUACCACUAAAAAAAGUUACAAACAUACAUACAUACAUACAUACAAGUGAAGCUAAUAAAAGCGUAUUAAAAAGAACUACUAGCUGUUGUCUGGGCAGUGACAUAUUAUAGACCAUACAUUUACGGCAGAGCAUUUGAUCCCUUAACCGAUCACCAACCACUUAAGUGGCUCCAAAAAAAACAAGGGAAAAGACAUUAACCCAAGAUUGCAAAGAUGGUUAAUUAAACUAGGUGAAUACAAUAUUAAUUUAAAUUACGUGAAAGGAAAGGAAAAUAACGUAGCCGAUUUUCUAAGUAGAAUAGAUAGUAACACAGGCGAGAUUCAUUCAUUGGAAGAAGACAACAUAAGCACAAAUGCUACAAUCCACUCUCAAGAGGAGGAACUAAAUGAUCGUUUUCCAAUUUUACAUACUAUUGUAAAUCGCUUCAAUACACAAAUCAUUUUAACAAAAAAGAAAAUUAUGGAAUCUGAAGAACUAGGCAACACGAAGAAAAUUUUUAUUAGCGCAGAAGAUAUAAAAAAUAAUAAUUUCAUAGAUCUUUGUAAUUUCAUGAAGAACAAGUUUAUAAACAAAUUGCUCAAUAUCAUAAAAAUGAAACAGGCCAUGCAGGUAUUGAUGAAUAUUAUGAAAAAUUAAAAAAACUAAUAUACUGGAAAAAUUUGAAAGCUUUGAUUCAAAAAUAUAUAAAUAAUUGCGAUGUUUGAAAUAGAGCAAAAUAUGAUAUGUAGAAAACCUUUAAAACCAAAAUUUCAAUUAACGAAAACACCAUCAGAUAUAAAUGAAAUAGUUCACGCAGAUAUAUACGUAAAUAAAAAAAUGUUACUUCCUUACUUUUAUAGACAAAUUUGCGAAAUUUGCUAUGGCAUUACAGCUAGAAGAUAGAAACAGUAUAACUAUUACAGAAAAGCUAAGAUUAUUCUUUUCUAUCUAAGGAACACCCAGAAAGUUAAUAUUAGAUAAUGAAUUCAACUCAAUUAACAUUAAAGAUUUUGUUAGGAAAGAAGAAAUAGAAGUUCAUUUUACAAAACCAAACAGUCAUACUGGGAAUUCAGAUAUCGAAAGAUUUCAUAAUAUUCUCUCCGAAAGAACUAGAGUCGUAGAAAUUAAAAAACCAAGCCUUUCGACAGCGGAAAAAGUAUUUCAAAGCAUAGAAUGGUUCUUAUACCAUUCUUACCAUUCUACAAUUAAAACCACACCUCUUGAGGUUAUAAAUGGAAAAACUGAUAAAAAUUUGAUUAAAGACACUAUUCAGAAGACUAAAGAAAAAUGCAUUAGAAAACUAAAUAGAAAUAGAGAAGAGUUUAAUAACACUCAAAAAGAAGGUUACGUAAAAAUGUAUAAAGCGGUUCGGCACAAAUACGAACCAAGGUAAUGAUAAUUGCCAUUAGAUGAUAUUCCCCCGACAAAUAUUAAACGUCCAAGCAAAUUUUUUAGGUCAAAUACAUCUUCAAAAUAACAUUGAUGAUAGCAAUUGUAAUAAUUAGUAAUGCAGCCAAACUGGAAGUACAUCAAAUACAUACCGUCAAUGGAUACGCAGAAAUUAUCACCAACACUAAACAGAUUGUUACAUCAUCUGACCUCGUAAUUCAUAAUUGACCCUCGUGAAAUUCUUUACAUACUAAAUAAUAUAAAAAAAAUCUCGCAAACAUAUUCAUAACUACAUUACUACACUCUAUCUAAUGAAAUUGAAAUCUUGAGAAGUAAAAUCAAAACAUUAAUCCCAAGAAAAGAAGUUAGUAGAAAAAAUAGAGGUUUAAUUAACGGUAUAGGUUCUGUACAUAAAUUUCUAUUUGGAACGAUGGAUGAUGGAGAUAGAAUAGAUAUUGAAAAUCACCUUAAGAAAGUAGAUGAAAAUUUACAUAAUUCAAUUACAGCCCCCCUCUACAAAAUAAAAAUUAAUAAUUUCUUUUCGAACACGUUCACAAAAUUUAAACAAAUUAUUGAAGACGAAAGAAAGAAUUCUUUAAUGUAUCAAGAGAGGACAAAAUAUUGAUUCUUCAUGAACAAACAAUAAAGAUAAACAUUCUCAAAGACGCAGUAAACCAGAUUUAGGAAAACAUUAUUUCACAAAAAGUGGUAUUUUCCACCCAAGCAUUUUAACAAAUAAAUCUUUAUAAUUACAACAUAGACCUCAACAAACUUCAAUAUAUAAAAUUAUGCGCCUUGGAAUAUAAAGAAAAUUUGUUAAUGUUUGUGAUCAUAAUCCCAAAAGAAUUUCAAUCGGUACAAUUAAAAACUAUUAUUCCUAUACCAAAUACAGCAGGCAAAGAAAUAACAGCAGAAAUUGAAAAUGUUUUUGAAUACAAAAAUGUCACUUAUAAAUUCGAAGAUGCUAAAACACUCAAUGAACUACAAUUUUCUAAACAUUGCAUCUACUUAUUAAAUUGUGAACUGAUCAAAAAUAGCAUUACAGAAAUUUUUCAAAUUGAUGAAGAAACUAUUUUAAUAAAAAAUGCAAAUGGCAUAGAAGUGAACCAGAACUGCGACAACAGAAAAAUUAAGUUGAAAAACACUACAUUGAUUCAUUAUAUAACUGCACAAUUAAGAUCCUAUACCAAACAUUCUCAAAUACUAAAGUAUCAUAGAAUCAAAGAUUUUAUUAUCCAAACUAUGAUACUCACAAUUUCACUAACAAAAUUACAAUUAACGACCUUGUAUUUAAAAAAGAAGAAAAUUUAAAAGGAAUUAAUGAAUUAAAAUAUCAGAAAAAUAUUUCUUAUAUUGGAAUAUCAAUUUUAAGUUUUAUUGUGAUUAUAAUAAUUUUAAUAUCUUGUAAAAUUAAAAAAAAAGAAAAACAAUACUAUUCAAACUCAGGAGAGUUUUCCAUUAAGGGAGUGUGUACACUAUCAUCCCAACUAGACACCACGCAACAAAAUAUUGUAAAUUGGACAAAAUAAAAGAUUAAAGAAAAACAAGUAAACAUUACAAAAAAUAAGAUAACAAGCAGAGAUAAAGAACGUAAUGCAAAUGCAUACAAACAUGUUUUGGUCCUUAUGUUUGACUGUAAUGAUAACCCAGACAUUAUCGGGUAAACCACACAAUCAUGUUUGUUUGCAUUCAAUAGAAAAUAAGAUUACAUUUAACAAAUAUUGUAUUUCAUAAGAAAAUAAAAAAACACAAAGAAAUAGAUUAAGAAAAUUGUAAUCACUUUAGUAGUUAUAUAAGCAGAACAUAAUUUGAAAAAGGAUCAGAAUAAAGUAUAAUGUCACAGAAGUAACAUCGGCAUUUUUAUUCCUCCGCUCGAACAACUAAAACUCACGCCAUGCUUUAGGUUAAAAAGAAGAUGUCUGUAUAGACUUUGUUUUCUUUUACUCGUAUAACAAUUUUAUUCAGAACAAUAAAUCGAUUAUUUAUACAGUCAUGAAAUAUUUGAUACAGUUAUUAAACUAAAUAUCGGCGAGACUCCAAUGACGAAGAUGGUUUGCCGGUGUUGGCGAUCGAGUUGAACGGGAUCGUAUAUGGUGUUACUUGCAGCGCGCAGGUUUGAGAUUGUGUCACAAAACGAAUGGAUGUACUUGUAUAACGAUUGCAUCCCAGUGGCUGCUGAUGGAUCGAUGACUUGAAGUAUCGUGGACGACUCGAAUUAACGCGCACAGGAUUGGUGAAUUGGAUAACCGUAGAGGAGCGUGAGGUGUUAUCGCGGCGCAGCGUAUAAGCGAAUGUAUCAAAAACGAAUGUCCUUUUGUCCAGCCUUUUGUUAAGUGGGUUGAUUGAUGUAGAAGUGGGGUUAGGUUAUGUAGCGAUGUAUGAGUAUGGUGUCAUCGGAUGUGUUGCAUUAGUGUGUGCCUGUUUUUCUGGGUAGAGGGGGCAGAUGCUUAAUACAUUUAAACAUCCUGGGCCCCCUAGCCGAACAUUUUGCUUAGUAUUAUGUAUAAGAUGAUACAUGUAAUUCGGCUUACUGUUGGUGGAGUAGCCGAGGGCGCAGAAUAUUAGCUGUAAAAAGCGAUUUUGGUUUUAAUAUAAAUUUGUAUUUUAUGUAAGUUUUGGUGCUGGAGGUAGUAAUUUUCUUUUAUGUGUUUUGACGUCUUAUUAUUAGAGGAAAAACAUUUGUUUGCGGUUUAUUUACAAUAUCUUAUUUUAUCGGUUUGGUAUAUCGGCUGUUUAUUAUUUGCCUUUUCUGUAUUAUUGGCAAUUGUUUGCAUUUUAUUUGUUCUUGGCUUUUGAAGGCUCAGAAUGGGCCAGAAUGGGUACUCCUUAGCCCUGGAGUUAGGACUGUCAUAAUAGAGGGAUCUUGCGAGAGAGUGGACGUGAAUGGAGAACGGCUACGAUUUGUAGAGUAGAUAAUUCUUUAUAAUUAAUUUGAAGCUUUAUGCAGCUGAUUCCCAUAACCUACCCAUAUGAGCCGCGCUUGGAUAGAUGCGAUAAGAGGGACCAUUGCCUUUUGCAAGUGUAGGUGCCUCACUUUUUUUCAACGUUUUGGAAAAUUUUGUAUAUGUAAUAUUUAAGUGCGCAUGCAUUAAUUUGACAAGUAGUAGUGCCGUUCAAGGAUUGUGUUGUUUCUCAUUAUUGGCGAAAGCCAUCCUGCAGGGUCGAAAAUUUUUAUGUAUUUUUAAUAUUGGGACUAUCAGAGGUAACUUUAUGUUUUAUACUAAUUUUUGAAAAUGGUGGCUUGGGUGGUAGUCGUACGACGUACCGGCCAUUAUUUGAUCGAGUAAUUGUGGGUUUAGGGAAGUGCUCACAAUACUGAUCUUUUAUAGUUUUGUUUGUUAUUGGCAGUUUCCUUAACUUUUGCAAUUUACUUAAUUGUGAAUUAAGGUAUGUGUUCUCUUGAGUUUGUAUGGUGGUAACUGGUUCUGUAACUAGACCACUUUGUGUUUCGCUGUGCAGCGUUUGAACUUUUUGUGCCUUUGAGCAACAUGGUUUAUCUAGGCAAUUUUUCGAAUUUUGGGUUUCGGGAUAUGCUUCUGCAAUUAAACCCGUUGUUCUUUGUGUAUAAGCGCUUCUUUGGGGUGAGAUGGGAUGUCUGCUGUAAUGAAGCAUUGAAUUGUGUCUUUUGUGACAAUAUAAGCAGUUAAAUUUGCUUUUGUAAUUAUUAAGAUUGUGUGAGUGGGUCAAGCAGUUUGUACAGAGUCUUUUUGGCCUGACAAAGUUGUUCCUUUCAUUGACAUUCAUUUUUUUAAACUUCUCGCAAGUUUUAAACUUGUGCCCUCAGACCGAGCGCAACAGAAUAACUGAAAUUAUGAAAUAAGCGUGCC